AUGAGGAGAGAUUACCCACGCUUGUUCUUGCUUGCUACUGUUCUUGUAGCUAUUUUGAGUAUUACAAACCCGGUUUUUGGCCGAACAACUAAGUUUGACAAGUCUGAUGGGUCAACUACUGUCAGCAGUGAUAAACUAGCUCAUCUUCACCACCACCACCACCACCUUGGAUUUCCAUUCCCGUUUCCAUUUCCGUUUCCGUUUCCGUUUCCAUUUCCAUUUCCAGGAGGGGUACUCGGAUUCCCUGGAAUAGGUUGGCUUGGAGGGCUUGGUGGCAUUCUUGGUCCUUUUCUUGGUGGUCCUGGUGGCUUUCCUGGCCCUUUUCUUGGUGGUCCUGGUGGCUUUCCCGGCGGCUUCUUUGGUGGUCGUGGUGGGUUUCCUGGCCGCUUUUUUGGUGGUCGUGGUGGCUUUGUCAGCAGUCCUAGUGGGAUUUCCGGUGUUGCACAAAGUUAUGCUGGUAAACCCCAUUCGCACAGAAAAGAAGAGUCAAAAAGUCCAUGA
Molecule: messenger RNA, 501 nt
Organism: Erigeron canadensis
Lineage: Eukaryota; Viridiplantae; Streptophyta; Magnoliopsida; Asterales; Asteraceae
Product: glycine-rich protein 23-like
Exons: 1
Coding region: 1-501 (166 amino acids)
Source: RefSeq, a predicted model, not a curated record